AAAGAUUACGAAUUCGAGAUCGAAGUGCAUCCCAAUUAUACCAGAAGAGAAAUGCUGGACACUUUAGAAAAUGUUGCGUGCAGGAAGGCUAUGAAGAACUGCAAUUCCAUAGUUGUUAUAUUUCUAUCCCAUGGAGGAACAGACUAUAUUUGCCCGUGAUGAAAUAGUGUUGAUCAAGACAAUCACGGGGAUUUUUGUCAAUGAUAAAUGUUCUGGUUUAUGUGGAAAACCUAAAGUGUUCUGUUUUCAAUCGUGCCGCGGCAGAAGUAUUGAUAAAGGAGUGGAUAUUAUCUGGGAUGAUUAUGUGUCACAACAGCGUCAGUACCUGGAUAUUAAUGCGGCGAAGGAAGGUCAGCCGAUGGAUACUGAUAGCCGGUUUUCUACAACGGAUGAUGAGAGGACCGAAAACCACGAACCGAUGGAAGUAAAAGGCAACGAUGAAAUCGACGGCGGGAGUCAAGGCGAUAGCCGCGUUCAGGAGCAAAAAGUGCUGCAGCGCACAACCAGGCUGCCGAAUGAAGCGGAUAUCUUGCUGGCUUACUCUACCGUGGACGGCUACGAAUCUAUCCGGGAAACAUCACGGGGCUCAGCCUAUAUCCAAACGCUAUGCGAAGUUAUGAAAGAUAAUUUGUUACGUUGGAGGAACAGCAAGGGACAACAAGACCACUUUACUGAUUUACUGACGAAGAUCAACCACAAGGUGGCGAAUUACGACUGGUUGCCAACCAGGAAUUUCAAGCUGCAGAUGCCGGAUUUUUCUAGCCGGCUGACUAAAAAGUUUUAUCUGCUCCCGGUAUCGGAGAAAAUUACUAGUAUGACUCAAGGAAGAAUGGUGGCUAGCAGCAGUAUGACGGAAAACGUUGAAGGGGGCGCUGAGCCGUUACCAGCGGGAUAAGAACUCGCACUCUUCAUUGCCAGCAUUAUUAUCAUGGUUGGACAAGGUGAUCCGGAUAUUUUUUGUUCAUGAAAUUCCGUCCUGCCAACUUGUAACUGCACAACUAAGUUUUUCCAACGUGACAGCGUCUACUUUUUACCCACCGAACUGAGUUGAUUGUGAGAAGCAAUCAUCUGACGUAAUCGUGUCUUACAGAACAGUGGAUCAGUUAUUCUGAUAUCGUAACGGAUUCGUCAAUGGCAAGAAAAUACAAAACGUCGACCAACUAUCCCGUGUCGGCUAGAAAACGGACUAUUGCCAGCUGGAAAUAGGCUUAAUUUAAGGGAAUGGUUGCCCGUGACGCCAAGAGCAGCAUGGAUAAACAUCAUAAAAUAGCCACUGCCAUCUCGCAAACUGUCACCGUACAGCUUUCUAACUCACUGUUUUCAAAUUUCUUAUUUAAAAGCUUGAUGUCAACUACUGUGUGAUGAAUUAAAUUGGUUUUCGAGAAUUUUUAUACUUGAAUAACUUGAGGACUGUAGAACUACUGUGCAUCUGCAGAAAGAGCAGGCCCGUUUUUAAGCUUAGUCUCUCCAUGCUUUCCCUUUUACUCCAUUUUUUCUAAAAUUUUCGUUAAAUUUCUCGGAAAUUUCAUAAGUUAAAGCUAGAAUAAAUUAAGUGCAAUUGGAGGUUUUGGGUUUUAAUGCCGGGAGACUAAGCGACUGUAAGAAAACAGCAUAAGAAGUACAUGUAUGAGUAUUAAGCAUUAAAUUUUUUGAUUUAUACUCAUAUGCUUUACUUAGGUGGUAAUAAUAUGGUCCUGUUCUUUCCCGCAGCUGUAGGAAUACCCGAAUUGUUAUUCCUGUUGAUUGCGUGUUGUG
This is a messenger RNA of Paramacrobiotus metropolitanus, 1755 nucleotides long. RefSeq names its product caspase-3-like. The record is from RefSeq and is a predicted model, not a curated record. NCBI's taxonomy places the organism in Eukaryota, Metazoa, Tardigrada, Eutardigrada, Parachela, Macrobiotidae. Gene Ontology annotation, biological process: execution phase of apoptosis; apoptotic process; proteolysis. The transcript has a single exon. Gene Ontology annotation, cellular component: cytoplasm. The coding region runs from base 131 to 895 and encodes 254 amino acids.